AUGGAUUUGAGGAACUUCGGUAUGGACUCUGCCCUACUCUCAACCCUCCAAGACAUGCUGGAUUUCGGCGAAGACCACGAAAAAUCGACACAGAACAACCCAUCAAGAGCCUACGUCCGCGACGCCAAGGCCAUGGCGGCGACACCAGCGGACGUGAAAGAGUACCCGAAUUCUUAUGUAUUCAUUGUGGACAUGCCGGGAAUCAAGGCCGGCGAGAUCAAAGUGCAGCUGGAGGACGACAAUGUGUUGGUGGUGAGCGGCGAGAGGCGGAGGGAGAAAGAGGAUGGAGUGAAGUAUGUGAGAAUGGAGAGGAGAGUGGGUAAAUUUAUGAGGAAGUUUGUGCUGCCGGAAAAUGCGAAUACUAAUGCUAUUUCUGCAGUUUCGCGGGAUGGUGUGCUGACUGUUACUGUUGAAAAGCUGCCACCGCCGCAGCCCAAGAAGCCGAAGACAAUUGACGUCAAGAUUGGUUAA
Molecule: messenger RNA, 471 nt
Organism: Fraxinus pennsylvanica
Lineage: Eukaryota; Viridiplantae; Streptophyta; Magnoliopsida; Lamiales; Oleaceae
Source: the annotation of a GenBank genome assembly